Symbiodinium sp. CCMP2456 is the source of this 744-nucleotide messenger RNA. The record is from the annotation of a GenBank genome assembly. Lineage: Eukaryota; Dinophyceae; Suessiales; Symbiodiniaceae.
AUGCUGAUCGCGCACCGCUUGUCCACAGUCAUGAGCUCCGACAAGAUUGUCGUCAUGGACAAGGGAGUUGUGGUCGAGCAGGGCACGCAUGAGGAGCUGCUGAAGAACCAGAACAUCUAUGCAGGGCUGGUGCAGAGGCAGCUGGCUAAGCAGGCCAACACCGUCUCCGAAGCCGCAGAGGAGGAGGCUUCCGUUACCGAGCCGGAACCCAGCCGUGGGAAGGGCUGGAAGGGAAAGAUGGCGGAACUCGACACGGAGGGUUUCAAGGCGAAGGGCAAGGGUAAGAGGAAAGGAAAGAACGGCCGUGGCGACGCCGCAGAAGGCCUGCAGGAAGUUUCUGUUCGAGGUGUAACUGCCAAGGGCCUACCGCCAAUGUCUAGGACGGUCUGCAAGUACUGCAACCUCACCGUUUCCCAGAAUGUUCUUCCGAGCAGCCUCAAGAAGGGCAAUGUUUUGACUUGUCGAUAUGACUUUCCGCUGGCCCACCAGGAGUGCGUCGAUUGGGCCCAGGAUCUGCGGCACAGCGCAAUCGCCACGGUCUCGUCUGGGUCGCAGGCCGCCCUCUCGAGCACACGGUCGCGGGCGAGAUCAAGGCCUACUCCCGCCACCGCCCAGGCUCCUCGUCGCCCGGGAGGGGAGCGGCCCCCCCCUGCGCUUCAGAGUGCGAAGUCUGCUGCCGACCUACGGCGCCCAGGAAGUCUGGCGACAGGAGCCAGAUGUUUGGCGACCGGCGCCUUGCGCUGA